AGAUUGCAGUAUCACAGAAGAAGGUUAUAAAGCUCUGGCUUCAGCUCUGAGAUCAAACCCAUCAUACAUGAUAGAGCUGGAUCUCAGAGGAAACGAUCCUGGACAAUUAGGAGUGAAGGAGCUCACUGACUUACUACUGGAUGAAUGCUGUAACUUAAAAAUCAUCAGGUUUCUGAAAAGUCCUGCUGCACAGGAGUCAUGUGAUUUUCUUACUGAAGUUCUGCAUGUAAAUCCAUUAUUACUGACAGAACUGGAUCUGAGUGAGGAUAAAUUAGGAGAUCUGGAUGGAGAGAAACUCUCUGCUUUUUUGAUGGACCCUCAUAGCAAAGUGGAGAAAAUCAAGCUGAAUAAUUGUAAGCUGCUUGAGAAAAGCUCAUCAGUUCUAGCUACAGUUCUUUCUUCCAAAACCAUCCUGAAAGAGCUGAACCUGAACAACAGUCGUCUGCUGGACUCCGGAGUCAGAGAGAGAUCUGUGAGGGACUGAAGAAUCCUGUGUGUGAGCUGGAGAUACUCAAGCUUUCAGACUGCAGUAUCAGUGAGGAAGGUUAUAAAGCUCUGGCUUCAGCUCUGAGAUCAAACCCUUCACACCUGAUAGAGCUGGAUCUCAGAGGAAAUGAUCCUGGACAAUCAGGAGUGAAGGAGCUCACUGAGUUACUGCAGGAUCCACACUCUACACUGAACACACUGAGGUUUUUGAGUCCUGCUGCUGAAGAAGCCUGUCAGUUUGUGACUGGAGUUGUGGGCAAAAAUCCAUUACUCCUGAAAGAACUGAAUCUGAGUGAUCGUCAACUAGGAAACAAAGAAAUGGUUCAGCUUGCUGCUCUACUGCAGGAUAAACACUGUAAACUCAUUAUACUUCAACUGCGUGGUUGUGGUCUAACAGAGGAAAGCUGUUCAGCUCUCGCUACUGUCUUGAAAUCAAACUCCAGUCUAAAAGAGCUUGACCUGAGCAACAAUAAUCUGCAGGAUUCAGGAGUGAAGAAACUCCAGAGCGGAUUAGAAAAUACAAACUGCACACUGGAGAAACUCAGUCUUUCAGACUGCAGUAUCAGUGAAGAAGGUUAUAAAGCUCUGGCUUCAGCUCUGAGAUCAAACCCUUCACACCUGAUAGAGCUGGAUCUCAGAGGAAAUGAUCCUGGACAAUCAGGAGUGAAGGAGCUCACUGACUUACUACAGGAUCCACACUGUACACUGAAAACAGUGAGGUUUUUGAGUCCUGCUGCAGAUGAAGUCUGUCAGUAUGUGACUCGGAUUGAGGGUAAAAACCCUUUAUUCCUGAAAGAACUUACUCUAAGUUUACAUGAACUAGGAGACACACGAGUGAAUCAGCUCACUGAUCUACUGCAGGAUAAACACUGUCAGAUUAGCACACUCACCCUUUGGAAUUGCAAAAUUACAGAGGAACAGUGUGUGAUCCUGACUUCAGCUCUGAAAUCAAACCCAUCACACCUGAGAGAACUGGAGCUCAGUGGGAAUGAAAUAAAAAACACAGGAGUGAGUCACUUAUGUGAAUUACUGAAGGAUUCACACUGUAAACUGGAAAAGUUGAGGUUAAGCUGCUGUGAGAUGACAGAUGAAGCUUGUUCUGCUGUAGCCUCGGCUCUGAAAUCAAACCCAUCACAUCUGAGAGAACUGGACCUCAGUGGGAACAAACUAGAAAACUCUGGAGUGAAAAACCUCAGUGAUUUACUGAUGUACCCGCAAUGCAAACUGGAAAUACUAAUCCUGUAUGAAUGCAGUAUCACAGAGGAACAGGGUGUGAUCCUGACUUCAGCAUUGAAAUCAAACCCAUCACACCUGAGAGAACUGAACCUCAGUGGAAAUGAAAUAAAAAACAUAGGAGUGAUUCACUUAUGUGAAGUAUUAAAGGAUUCACAGUGUAAACUGCAGACACUGAGGUUGAAAAAUUGUUCUCUGACAGAUGAAGGUUGUUCUGCUGUGACUUCAGCUCUGAAAUCAAACCCAUCACACCUGAGAGAACUGAACCUGAGUAUCAAUGAAAUAGGAGACUCUGGAGUGAAAAACCUCAGUGAUUUACUGAUGAACAAACAAUGCAAGCUGGAAAAACUACACCUGAAUAGAUGCAGAAUAACAGAGGAACAGGGUGUGAUCCUGACUUCAGCUCUGAAAUCAAACCCAUCACACCUGAGAGAACUGAACCUCAGUGAGAAUCAAGUAAGAAACACAGGACUGAAUCAUCUGUGUGACGUUCUGAGGAAUCCAGAAUGUGAGCUGGAGAUAUUAAGUCUGAUGUUCUGUGGCAUUACAGAUGUCUCUACUUUAACUGUGUCUCUGAUAAACGCAAAUGCACUGCACUUUCUUAAAGAGCUUGAUCUUACUCAUAAUAACAUUGGAGACUCAAUGGCAGAGCUCAGAAAUGUGCUACGAGGCUCAAACUGUAAACUGAAGUGAGUACAUUUCUCAUUGUUCUAUUUUACAAAUUUUAAAUAAAACAUUUGGUGUAACUCACAUUUAAACCCUCGUGAUUGUGUCUGUGAAUGGGUGAA
This is a messenger RNA of Danio rerio (zebrafish), 2507 nucleotides long. Lineage: Eukaryota; Metazoa; Chordata; Actinopteri; Cypriniformes; Danionidae. The record is from RefSeq and is a predicted model, not a curated record.